Osmerus eperlanus (European smelt) is the source of this 3562-nucleotide messenger RNA. RefSeq names its product G protein-coupled receptor 176 (gene gpr176). The coding region runs from base 1037 to 2728 and encodes 563 amino acids. The record is from RefSeq and is a predicted model, not a curated record. The transcript has 3 exons. Gene Ontology annotation, cellular component: plasma membrane. Gene Ontology annotation, biological process: G protein-coupled receptor signaling pathway. Lineage: Eukaryota; Metazoa; Chordata; Actinopteri; Osmeriformes; Osmeridae. Gene Ontology annotation, molecular function: G protein-coupled receptor activity.
ACCAUGCAAUAGCACUCCAGCCGUAGGCUAUAACCUUUUUCCUGGGAAUAACAUUUGGGAAACUGCUAAACAGUCACUGAACAAGACCUGUGCAACUCAGUGCGAAGGUCCAAAGAUUCCAUAGACUGAAGAGAGGAGUGGCUCAAAAAUCGUCUUGCUAAACCCCUUGAGGAAUAUUCGGCGUCUCGCACCAUCGCCGAGAGGGGACAGCCCAACCAACUGACAGACAAACGCGCGGCACCAAUAUGUUCAUGCAUGGUGAGAAUAUUCAGGCACGAACGGCUUUUAAUUACACAAACUGAAAUCUAUCACGAAAUGGGCAUCAUCACAACCCGCUGACUCCAGGUGCAGAUUGUAAUACCUUAUCGGAGCUAAACGUAGCCUGAGCUCUAUUUUUCAGAUAAAGGCAAGACUAUAAUCGUAUUGGCUCGACAAAAUAACUCACGGAGGUAGGCUUCAUUUAUGGACAUAGACAAGAAUAAAGAAAUCUUAUUCUAUUUUUUUUGGAUAAAUCAGAUCAGUGUGAUGUGGGAAAGUGCGGUUUGGGCGAAACAUGCAGGUUAUUUCUCCAUGUAACUGUGAAGAAAGAAUAACCCAUUGUGUCACUGUUUAGAUUAUUGGUAUCCGAAUAUGAGAUGUUUCGUGGCAGUGUUCUUCCUUUGACAUCACCAUUUAAAGCGUGCUUUUUGUAGGCUAAGUGCGCGGAAUUGAUUAGAGAUGUCAUUUUAUUUAAUGACAGAAGGCUACGGGUGUAGACGAAAGAAAUGUAACCUAGGUAUAUGCAACUGGUUUAAAUGAGGUAAAAUCAAAUUGUCAGUAUUUUAUUAUGUGGGGUUAAAUAGAGAAAUGAAUGAACACAUUGAAUUAUGUCUUGAAACACCACCAGGCAGGGCAGAUUGCCAUUUCGAAGACAAAUCCAUUGGGUUACACAUGCGGCAGUCUUGGAGAUAAUCCACGCCACUAUCAAGCACUUGUUAGGUUUCCUAUUCAUAAAUAUGCAAUUAUCAGUUUAAUUACCCCCGUGCGGUGAUUUCAAAUGGAUGUUGGCAGCUGGGUACCGACCGCAGGGGACGGGUCUGCAAAUUUGACUGCGGCCAACCUUUUGCUGGACUUCCAAAACGCUUCGGGUCCAAGUACACCAUGGGAUAACGAGGUGACACGUUUGAAGAAUCAGCAGCGCCUCACCCAAGAACAAGUCUACCGGGACUUUACCACCACCAUACAAGUUCUUGUCCUGAUUGGGUGUCUGUUUGGCAAUGCCAUGGUGCUGUGGUGCACCUGCUGCACCAACGUCUUCAAGUCUGUGACCAGGUGCUUCAUCAAGAACCUGGCGUGUUCUGGUAUCUGUGCCGGCCUGGUGUGUGUGCCGUUCGACGUGGCCUUGGGCGCUAGCCCUCCUUGUUGCUGGUGGCUCCACACACUGCUGGUCUGCAAGACUAUCAAGUUUCUGCACAAGCUCUUCUGCUCUGUCACCGUGUUAAGCUUUGCUGUCAUCGCUCUCGACAGAUACUACUCUGUCCUGUACCCUCUAGAAAGGAAGAUCUCGGAUACCAAAUCUCGAGAACUGGUCAUCUACGUGUGGAUCCACGCUGCCGUGGUGAGCGUGCCCGUGUUCGCCGUCACCAACGUAACGGACAUUUACGCCACGUCCUCCUGCUCGGACAGCCGGCCCCGCUCCAUGGGCCACCUGGUCUAUGUGGUGGUGUACAACGUCACCACGGUUAUCCUUCCUCUGGCCGUGGUCUUCCUGUUUAUGGUCCUGAUCCGUCGAGCCCUCAGCACUAGCCAGAAGAAGAAAGUCAUCAUUGCUGCUUUGAGGACACCUCAGAACAGCAUCUCCAUCCCGUACGUGUCCCAGCGCGAGGCUGAGCUCCAUGCCACCCUCCUGGCUGUGGUGCUGGCCUUCUCGGCCUGCAGCGCCCCCUACGGAGUCCUGGUGGUCUACCGCAGCAUCCUGGGGGAGAGCGAGGAGCUGUCUCCCUCCCUGUACCUCACGGCCAUCUGGCUGCCCAAGCUGUCCCUGCUCACCAACCCUCUGCUGUUCUUGACGGUGAACCGUUCCGCCCGGCGGUGCCUGCUGGACCUGGUGGCCCGGCUGCACAGACGCUACAGCCGCCGCAACGUGGUCAGUACCGCGGGGCUGGGUGGCGAGGGCGGAGCCGGGGGGCCCGUGGGGCUCGAGGCCUCGGCCCGCUCAGGUAGCCAGCUUCUGGAAAUGUUCAACAUUGGGCAGCAGCAGAUCUUCCGACCCACCGAUGAAGAAGAGGAGGAGGUGGAGAAUGAGAUCCCCACAACAGGGCUUGGGACUCAGUUGAAUGAGGACCUCCAGGAAAGGCCAAGACUUGUAGGGCAGGGGGAGGCCACUGGCCCCCACUUGGAUACCUUGCCACAGGCUGGAGUUGGGGAGGGAACAGUUGUGGCCAAGGAGAUCCCUCCCCCUGCCGUAGCUCUGCGGGGGUCCCCGAUCCACACCUGCGCUUAUACCUCCUCGGCACAGGUGGCCCCGGCCACGCCCACGGAGCCUGAGGACGCCACCCAGUUUGGGUUUGGGCCCUUUGAGCUGCCGCCCCAGUGGCUGCCUGAGACCAGGAACAGUAAGAAGAGACUGCUGCCCCCCUUGGGGAACACUCCGGAAGAGCUGAUCCAGACCAAGCAGCCCCGCCCACGGCCCGAGCGCCGCAUCAGCAGAAACAACAAGGUCAGCACGUUCCCCAGUGUUGACCCCUGAACCCUCACCUAUGACUAGCCUUCCGACCUAGGACCCAGGCAGCACUGGCUGGAAGUCAGAUUUGACAGUGAUGGACGUACCUGGUUGGCCUUCACACAGUUUUUUCUUUCUUUCUAUCUUUCUCUGAAACAAUUGACUUGUACUGUCUGCUAAAUACCAGAAGGGAUGCCUAUUGUGCUUUCCAGUUAUUGACAAAAAAAUCUUGACUACUCAUUCUAUGUGACUAUGUCACCUAUAGUAUACCAUUCUAGUCACUUAUAGUAUACUAUAUUCUGUGAGCAUUCCAGCUUGUGAUCAGGAUAAGGUCCGUGUUAGGAUUUCAUCACAGGAGCUGGAAUCCAUCUUUAUCACAUGGAUAAAAUUUCUUGCGAUUUACAAAUCCAAUAAUCUCGUUGUAAGGAAGCAGACACUCAAAGUUAUAAUUUAUUUUCUAAAACAACUGAUAAAACUUUUCUUCAGUCACUAUUAUUAUACUGUAUACUGUGCAUUAUUAUGUUGCAAGGCAGGUUAGUUCAAUAAUGAAUUUCUGUAUUAAUUCUUUCACCUCUACUGUUUGUGGAAACAUUGUGCUUUCACACACUGUAUAGUCUGUUAACUGGGGCUUACGUCAUCAAAGUGAGUCAGCCAUACUUCGUUCAGAAAUAUCUGUAAUGCCUGUGCCAACCUUAUAUUUAUGUUGUUUUUUAUGUAGAUUUUCCUUCUUGAGGUGCAGCGGCAUAGCCUUUCUGCUCUACUGCCUUUGAGUUGCCCCCCCCCCCCCCCUCCGAUUUGCACUCAAAGGUGAAUUGAAUCUAAUGAAUAAUUACAUGACAAUGCAAUUGUACAGUAAAUAUG